Anolis sagrei ordinatus is the source of this 1209-nucleotide messenger RNA. NCBI's taxonomy places the organism in Eukaryota, Metazoa, Chordata, Lepidosauria, Squamata, Anolidae. The record is from RefSeq and is a predicted model, not a curated record.
CCUCUCCCCCUGCUUUUCUGUUUUCUUUUCCCAGCCAGGCAUGAACCCUCCCGGCAGAGAGCCGGCAGGAAGCCCGGCUGAGAGCAACGCAGGUUCUGCUCCUUCCUCCCAUUCCUCCCAUUCCUCCUCCUCCAUGGGACAGGCUGCCUCCUCUGCAGGGGAUCCCCAGCAAUACGCCUGGGAAUUUCUGGAGUGGUUCCAAGCCCAUAAAAUCAAGACGGGGCUGCUGAAUUUUUUCGUUUUGUAUGCUUCCUUGCCAUUCCUCAUCCGGCUGUUUCCUCCGCUGUUGCAAAAGUUUGUCUACCUCAAUUUUUUGAGUUAUCCCUUUUGGGUGGACUACCAGAAGCCCGAAGUCUAUUUGAACCACACCAGGAACUUCUAUCUCACCUCUGAACCUGGGAUCAACAUCGGCAUCUGGCUGCAAAGAGCAACAAGCCACAGAGUCCUUUUCACAAAGGUCAUGAGUGAUAAUGACUUCCAUGUGCUGGCUGUUGACUACAGAGGCUAUGCCGACUCCACUGGCCAUCCGAGCGAGAACGGGUUCACGACGGACAUCCUCUGCGUUUACAACUGGGUCAAAGCACGGAGCGGGAACAGCACCGUAAUCUUCUGGGGUCACUCCCUCGGCACGGGAAUUGCAACCAACACGGCAAAGAAGCUGCAAGAAAUAGAUGGAGUUAUCGUGGACGCCAUCGUCCUGGAGGCUCCUUAUACCAACAUCAGAGACGCCGCAGCCAAUAUCCCCUUUACCAAAAUCUACCGCAAGUUUCCUGGUUUUAAAUAUUUUGUCUUGGACACAAUGGCCCGAGCUGACAUGUACUUUGAAAAUGAUAAAAAUGUCAAAAUCUUAUCCAGUCCUCUCUUGAUCUUGCACUCGGAAGAUGAUAAAGUCAUACCUGUGCAGUUGGGGAAAAAGGUCUUUGAAAUUGCUCACAACGCCUCCGAGAAGAAAGACCACGUCCAGUUUAUUCCCUUCCCUGCCUCCAUGGGCUUGGGCCACGACUACAUUGCCGCCAACCCUGAACUUGCAUCUAUUCUCAAAAACUUCCUCAAGAGCGUUAAGUGACACCUUCUUUGCCAAAUCCGCUCACAACUUUGAGACCACGCAUCACAUCCUCGCACACCAGCAAGGAGACUUUCCAUUCCAGAACUGCCACUGAUAUAAUAAUAAUAAUUAUUAUUCUAAAUAAAAGAAACUACGACGACAAA